AGGGUAUCAUAAUCAACACCUCCACGGCCUUGGAGCCUGGCUCGAUCAAGGCCUGGCAACAGCAACCCGAAAAACCCAGGCUUUACCCGGUUGGACCCAUCAUCCAGAUGGAACCCGAUGACCAGAAUUGUGGGCAGACCGAGUGCUUGAACUGGAACGAUAAUCAGCCAACUGGGUCCGUGUUGUUUGUUUCAUUCGGGUCCGGUGGAAGACUCUCUCAUGAACAGAUCACUGAGUUGGCGCUAGGUCUAGAAUUCAGCGAGCAGAGAUUUCUGUGGGUGGCGGGGCCUGUGGAUAAUCUGGCCGGAGGUGGAUACUUCACCGUCGAAACCCAGAGCCAACCGCUAUCUUUCUUGCCGGAAGGGUUCGUCGAAAGAACCAAAUGCCGGAGCCAAGUGAUCCUCACUUGGGCACCGCAGAUCCAAGUCCUCAUACAUGAAUCUACCAGUGGGGUCUUGACUCACUGCGGCUGGAACUCUAUUAUCGAGAACAUACUGCACGGCAAUGGCAUGUCGUUCGUGGCUUACCCGCUCUUCGCCGAGCAGAACAUGAACGCGGCGCUGGUGACAGAUGAUAUGAAAGUGGCGCUGCGGCCGGAGUCCGGGGAGGAGGACGGGGUGGUGGGGUGGGAGGAGAUAGCGAGGGUUGUGAAAAGGGUGAUGGUCGGUGAAGAACCCAAGGCCUUCCGGCGGAGAAUGAGAGAGCUGAAGAGCUUGAGCGAAGAUGGCGAUUCUACCAAAGCACUGUGCGAGGUUGCCGACAACUGGGUUUAAUAAUUUAAGUUCUGAAAUGUUAUUUUAUUUUAACAUUUAA
Diospyros lotus (date-plum) is the source of this 813-nucleotide messenger RNA. Its product is annotated as hydroquinone glucosyltransferase-like. Gene Ontology annotation, molecular function: UDP-glycosyltransferase activity. The transcript has a single exon. The coding region runs from base 108 to 773 and encodes 221 amino acids. Lineage: Eukaryota; Viridiplantae; Streptophyta; Magnoliopsida; Ericales; Ebenaceae. The record is from RefSeq and is a predicted model, not a curated record.